AUUUGUUUUCUAAUUUUGUUUUGGUUUUAUUCAAGCCUCAGUCUCGAAGUCUGCCCUGCGUUCAGAGAAAAACUAUAUAGCAGGAUAAUUCAUUUCAUCCAUUCAAGAUUAUUCUAAAGAGGCGAAGAUGAAUGAUCUUAUGACGAAAUCAUUCCUCAGUUACGUAGACCUCAAGAAACAAGCCAUGAAAGACCAAGAAUCCGAGACUGAUAUUGAAAUGGGCCGCCAACUUGACCCCAUUGAUGAGCAAAACCUGUCACAGUUCUUUGAAGAAGUAGCAGCUAUCAAGACUGACAUGGAAGAGAUCACCAGUCUCCUUCUUAAUCUUCAAGACUUGAACCAAGAAACAAAAUCCACUCACAGUGCGAAAAUUCUCAGAGGAAUUAGAGAUAGAAUCAAGGCAGAUAUGAUCACAAUACUUCGAAAAGCGAAGAGUAUAAAAGCAAGGCUGGCAUUGCUUGAUCAGUCUAACAUCGAAAAUCGAAAUGUAUCAAUGUCUUAUAAAGAAGGGAGUCCAGUUGAUCGAACCAGGAUUUCGGUUACUACCGGCUUGCGAGUUAAGUUAAGAGACAUGAUGCAUGACUUUCAGUCCUUGAGAGAGCAGAUUGUGAAAGACCACAAAGAGGGGCUUAAAAGGAGGUAUCAUAAUGUGACAGGAGAGGAGCCAAGUGAGGAAGUGAUAGAGAAGAUGAUUUUGGGAAGUGUGGAAGAGAAGGUUUUUGAAGGCAAAGAAGAUUUGGUGAUGGAGACUCAUGAAAGGCAGGAGGCUUUGAAAGAGAUGCAGAGGAGCUUGACAGAGUUGCAUCAAGUGUUUCUUGACAUGGCUGUGUUGGUGGAGGCACAAGGGGAGCAAAUUAAUGAUAUUGAAGAGAAUAUGGCAAAAGCUGGUGCUUAUAUCAGUGGUGGCACUGAUGGUUUACACCAUGCUGAUCAAAUGAAGAAAAAGAGAAGGAAUUGGGCUUCUUGGAUUGGUGCUUUUGUGCUGAUUUUGUUUCUGGUGUGCCUUAUUGCCGCCUUGGCUUCUUAAAUAAUCUUUGUGGUUGAUGAGUAGGGUAUAUUUGUGGCUUUUAUUGGUUUGCUUGCAUAGAGAAGAUUUGGCUACUUUCAUCAAAGGAGAAUGUUUUUAUAUUUCUGUCAU
Molecule: messenger RNA, 1138 nt
Organism: Pistacia vera
Lineage: Eukaryota; Viridiplantae; Streptophyta; Magnoliopsida; Sapindales; Anacardiaceae
Product: syntaxin-112-like
Exons: 2
Coding region: 128-1027 (299 amino acids)
Biological process (GO): intracellular protein transport; exocytosis; vesicle fusion
Cellular component (GO): plasma membrane; SNARE complex; endomembrane system
Molecular function (GO): SNAP receptor activity; SNARE binding
Source: RefSeq, a predicted model, not a curated record